AUGAGUAAUCCCGUUGAGGAAAAUGAAAGUGUUGGGAGGGAUAUAGCAACAAGUGAGGUAAAACUUGUAACAGAAGAACUUAUUGACGUAAAUAAAAAAUUUGUAAAUGAAGAAGAAGAGGAGUAUAUAAAAGAUAGUAAAAGGUAUUUAUAUGAUGAAGUGUCUUACAUAAAUAGAAUCAAUACAUUUAAAAUAUGGGUAAGAAAACCUACACAUUUGUGUUCACUUAUUUUAGCUAGAAAUGGUUUUAUAUGUGAAAGUGAGUGUGUUAUAAAGUGUGAAAUGUGCAAAUGUAAAUAUGUGUAUGAAAAAAAUACUUAUUCAAUGUAUACAAGAAUAAAUGAUUUGUGUUUAUUGCACUUAGACAACUGUCCAUGGAAAAAUAAAAUCAUGGAUUUAUCUGUCUUUAAACUUGAUGAUAAAUCAUUAAGUAGACAAAAAAUUUUGGAAGAAUAUGAAAAUAACACUAAGUUGAUAAAAAGUUCUUUAGUUAAAAUACCACUAAUAAAUAUUAAAAAAACUAUCAACGAUUUAAUACUUAUUGUUAAAAAACAUCUAGAUGAUGAUAUAUCAAAAAAGAAAUUUUUAAUCUUUAAUUCUCAUGUAGAAUUUUUUAAAAAACAUUUUAUUCAAAUUUUUUUAAAUAAUAAAAGUGUCAUUGAUGAAGGGAUAGAAAAAAUUAAAAAAAAUUAUAAACAUCUCGAAAAGAACAUAAUAGAUAUGAAUUACUUAAAUAAUUUACAUUUUGAUCUAUUUGAUGUUACCAAUUAUAUUAAUAUUUUAUCCGACGACGAAUAUUCUACUUCAUUACUAAUCGAUGAAAAGGAAGAUAUUAAUAUGUAUUAUAAAAUAGUAAACAAAAUGAAAAACUAUAAUUACGAACAUGUUAAUAUAUUUAAAAUAAUUGCUUUACUAGGUUGGACUUGUAAAGAUAAUCCAUAUCACAGCAAAAAGUACUCAUCACAUAUUCUUUUGUGUAGGUAUUGUUACAGAGAAGUGGACAUUUCAAAUUAUUCCUUCUUGUCUAGUACAGAUAACGAACUACAUCUAUUUAAGGAUUACGACGCAGAUAAAGCAAAAGACAUUAUGGAAGAUUUAGAAAAUAAGAAGCGCCACCGGAAGGAGCGGCGGGAAAAUGCAAAUGCUCAUGGGAUGAACGUCAUGCAGCGAAUUUUCAACUUAAUAAGUGGUUAUGUUGACAAGGGGGGUGAAAGCGCUAUAGAGGAUGGCAAAGAAGAGGAUGGAAAAGAGGAGGAUGGCAAAGAAGAGGAUGGAAAAGAAGAGGAUGGAAAAGAGGAGGAUGGCAAAGAAGAGGAUGGAAAAGAAGAGGAUGGAGAAAAAGAAGAUGGAGAAAAAGAAGAUGGAGAAAAAGAAGAUGGAGAAAAAGAAGAUGGAGAAAAAGAGGAUGGUCAAGAAGAGGGUGGAAACAAGGCGGGUGCCGUAAAGGACGAUGACGACAGAGUGGAUAACGGAAAAGAAGCUGCCCCUAGGGAUGAUAGCACAAUAAGUGAAAUGGAAAAUCAAAGGUUAACCAAAGAUACAGAAAGUUCUCUCAAAUGGACAUUAAAACAUUUUUUUCUUCCAAAAAAACGUAGUAAAAAUUUGAAAGAGAAUGAAGAAGAUAGUAAUACUUCGCUUAGUAAAAAUGAUAUGGUUGCUAAUAAUAAAAUAGAGGCUAACUGUUCAGAAUAUAAAUUGUAUAAAGUUAAACUUUCUUUAAAAGAUUCAAUGAGCAAACUUUUUUUAGAAAUUUGUAGUUAUAUGGACGAUGACAAAUUUUUUAUUAAAACUUUAUAUGACUACUAUACUUUAACUACUCCUCCAAUGGAGUAUAUCAAUGAUGAAGGCAAUACAAAUAAAGAAAAAAAGUGCUACUACAUUCGUCCGUUUAAUGCUAUUGAAAAUCAUAGAAUAUAUUGCCCUUACAUAACAGAAGAUUUGUAUGCCUUUUCAAAAAUUACCAAACUACUUUUCGAAUUACUUAUGUCCGAAUUUGAGAGGAAGUUCGAGUUCAAGUGA
Messenger RNA from Plasmodium malariae, 2019 nucleotides. RefSeq names its product zinc finger protein, putative. Gene Ontology annotation, molecular function: zinc ion binding. Gene Ontology annotation, cellular component: nucleus. The record is from RefSeq and is a predicted model, not a curated record. The coding region runs from base 1 to 2019 and encodes 672 amino acids. The transcript has a single exon. NCBI's taxonomy places the organism in Eukaryota, Apicomplexa, Aconoidasida, Haemosporida, Plasmodiidae.